AUGUCGACUCGGGCCGAGGCAGGGACGGCGGACGGCGGGGCCGAGGCCUCACCCGGAGCGCGCUCGCGCUGGUUCGACCCGUUGUGGCUCGCCCGUUCGCCCUCGGGUGUCAUGUUCAAUGGGCCAGGCGGGGCUGAGGGGGAUGCGGCGACUUUGGGUUUGAGUGAUGGUUUGAAUCGGCUGAUUCUGGCGCCGGAAGAGGGCGUGGAGGUGCGCGAGGAGACGUCCACGUCGGCCCAUUUGGACGCGGCGGGCGAUGACCGCUCGAUGGCCUUGGCCUUUAACGAGCGCCGCCAUGUGGAGGCCAUUGUGGGCGGUGCGGCCGAGACUCAAAGCUGGCGCAUGCGCGAGCGCAUGAAGACGGUCAGUGUGGCCUUGGUGAUCUGUCUGAAUGUGGGCGUGGACCCGCCGGACGUGACGAAAACCCAGCCGUGCGCCCGCAUGGAGUGUUGGGUGGACCCGCAGACGAUGAAUCCGCAACGCGCCAUCGAUACGAUCGGCAGCAACCUGCAGAAGCAAUAUGAGCGUUGGCAGCCCCGCGCCCGUUACCGACAGAGUCUCGAUCCGCCCCUAGAGGAAGUCCGUCGUCUAGCUAUGAGCUUGCGGCGAAACGCCCACGAGGAACGGGUCUUGUUUCACUACAAUGGUCACGGCGUUCCCAAACCAACAGCUAACGGCGAGAUCUGGGUGUUCAACCGGAACUACACGCAGUACAUUCCGCUGAGUCUGUACGAUCUCCAAACGUGGAUGGGAUCGCCGUCCAUAUUCGUGUACGACUGCUCGAAUGCGGGCAUUAUCGUCCAGUCUUUCGAGCAGUUUGCCGAACAGCAUGAGCGCGAAUACCUCGAGCAAGUCAACUCCCAGGGCGUCUCGGCGAAAGACUUGGCCACACCCAUCUCGCAGAAGAACUGUAUCCAAUUGGCCGCUUGUGCCGCCAAUCAGAUCCUGCCCAUGAAUCCCGAACUCCCGGCUGAUCUCUUCACCUCGUGCUUGACCACGCCCAUCAAAAUGGGUUUGCGCUGGUUUGUCAUGCAGCGGCAUGGCAAACUCGCCCCCGAAGUCACCAUCGAAAUGAUCGAUCGCAUCCCAGGUCAGCUCAUGGAUCGUCGAACCAUGUUGGGUGAACUGAAUUGGAUCUUCACGGCCAUCACCGACACGAUCGCGUGGAACACCCUUCCCCGGGACGUGUUCCAAAAGUUAUUCCGCCAGGACCUGCUCGUGGCCUCAUUGUUCCGCAACUUCUUGCUCGCUGAGCGAAUCAUGCGGUCCUACGAUUGCACGCCCGUGUCUCAGCCCGCUUUGCCCCACACUCACCAGCACGCCAUGUGGAAGGCGUGGGAUCUGGCUGUGGACAUGUGUCUGGCCCAGCUCACGGAUAUCCUGGAGAAGGGUGUGCCAUACAAGUCAUCCACUUUCUUCGAGGAGCAGCUCACGUCCUUCGAAGUAUGGUUGAUGCAUGGACGAGAGCAACGUCCUCCCCCGGAGCAGCUUCCAAUCGUGUUGCAAGUGCUGCUGAGUCAGGCUCACCGAUUGCGGGCCUUGGAUCUCCUAGGCCGAUUCCUCGAUCUCGGGCCCUGGGCCGUCAAUCUCGCCCUCUCCGUCGGCAUCUUUCCCUAUGUUCUCAAGCUGCUCCAAUCCUCGGCCCGUGAGCUUCGACCUCUGCUCGUGUCGAUUUGGGCCAAGAUCCUGGCCGUGGAUCAUUCGUGUCAGGCGGAUCUCAUCCGCGACUCCAGCCACAAUUACUUCAUUUCGGUGCUUCAAGAUGAUUGCAUGAUGCCCACGCAUCGCACUUGGGCAGCCUUCAUUCUGGCCACCAUCGUGCACAAUUUUGAGCAAGGCCAGAAGGAGGCCGAGAAGACCAAUCUAAUAGCCAUUUGUCUGGAGCAUUUAGACGACGAGGAUGUGAUAUUGCGACAGUGGCUGGCCAUUGCUCUCGGACGGGUGUGGGACAAAUACGAGACUGCUCGUUGGCGGGGUGCCCGUGACAAUGCCCCCGAGAAACUCUAUGAGCUCUUGAAGGACCCCGUUCCGGAGGUCCGAGCGGCAGCUGUGUUUGCCUUGGGAACAUUUAUCAACAGUUGUGAAAAGCGAACCGAGCACGCCAACACGUUGGACCAUGCCAUUGCGCAGCACGUGUUCAACGUGGUCCAUGACGACGGGUCCCCGUUGGUGCGGAAGGAACUUGUGGUGGCCAUGAGCUACGUUGUGAACGUCUUCGAGGCCAACUUUGUGACCGUGUGUCGCGUAGCCUUCGGGGAGCAAGCCCAAAUCCAGCAACAACAGCAGCACCACCACCACCACCAACAACAACAACAACAGCAAAUGUCACCCUCGGGUCCCUAUCAGCCCAAAGCCGCGCUCUCCUCGGCCAAUCUCCAUGUCCUCGGCGGAAGUGGAUCAGGGGGAAUGCGUCGAGUUGGGUCGCGGGAUGGGCUCAUGAGGAUCUCUCCGAGUGUGUCCACCCCGGCUUUGGACGCGAUCGAGUCGCCGAUUCAUCGCAGCGGGUCUGCCAGCCUUCUUUUGAGCUCGGGAUCAUUAUCCUCCCUGUCCAUCGGAGGCGUGUACAGCAAGAUCUGGAAUGGCUUCAAUCAAAUGGCCAACGACCCGGAUCCGGACGUGGCGAGCAUGGCCGAGUCUGUGCUCGUCUACUUAAAGGUGAAGGCACGAGACAAAGAAAGACAAGCGCCGAGGAUCUCAUGCAUCCUCGAGACUGCCUCAGUUCCAUCGUCCCCGGUCAAGCCCUCCUUCAUGCUGGGCACGUCUCCGCCGAGCUCCCAAAUGAAUCGCUCCAUGCCUCCGCCCGAGCGGAGAUCCUCGGAGAGCCAACAACACCAAUCCUUGCCCCCGACAACGCCCAAAGGUAACACAUCCCGAGGUGAGACCCCAAUCAGAGGGUCCGAAUCGCCCCCUAGAGGCACGAAAAGCCACAAUCCUUCGCCUAAUACUUCCCUCAACGCCCGGGAUUUGAAGCGACCCGAGUUGGAAACUGAGUUCUUGGCCUGGUCGUCGACCUAUUUCACGAAGCCGCUCAUGGAAUCCGAGUGUCAAGAUGAGGAUGGGGAUCCAGAAUCAAGCCUUCAUUGGGUUCGGGAGUGGCUUUACAAUCGCAACGUGGAGGUCCGCUCGGAAUCCGAGAGACAGCGUGAGACUUUGAAGACCGGCAUGUGCAAAUUGGACGAACCCGUCGUGGACUUCCGGACCAAUUUUCCGCCUAAUCUAAUCUAUUUCCACCCGUACAACGCCCAAUUGGCCGUAGCUGGUCAGCGACACAUCCAAAUGCAGGACCUCAUGACGAACACGUCCCUGUGUCCGAUCGAAAUUCGGGAUAAGCGCUACCAUCGGUCCAUUUUCACCACCAUCGCUUACAUCAACGCCCACGAGCAUGCCCUACUCUUGGCAGGAACGGACGAUGGCUCCUUGAGAGUGUUCAAAGACAUCGACGAUGGACGCGGGGUGCGUUUAGUUACCUCUUGGCGCGCCUUGAGGGAAGUCGGCGCAGGAACUGCACAAUCGCGAGUCCGGAAUCCGUCCAAAUUCUGCAUGUCUUGGGAGCAGAAAGAGCGCGUGAUCGCCGUGUCCGGCGGUAUGAGUCCGAUCGUGCGCCUGUGGGAUGCUCAUCGCGAGCUUCAGAUUCGUGACUUUGACACUUGCACUAAUGCCCAGACCACGUGUUUGAACUACGACCCACGGAAUCCGCAUCUUUUGAGCGGUGGCUUCACCGACGGGUCCGUCCGUAUGUUUGACACCCGAGCUUCCAACGCUCUGGUGAUUGGCUUCAAAGAGCACUCGCGCAAGAUCAUGGACUGUCAGAUCCACGACGAAGGUGGUUUCAUAGGUCAUUUGGUGGCAGGGUCCGAGGACGGUCAGAUUCGGAUCUUGGAUCCUCGAAAGACCAACGAUGCCGCUUUGGCACGGUCAAUCAGUCUCGGGCAUUCAAUUCAGGCCCUCACGAUCCAUAAGCGAGCCCCCAUUGUGGCAGCAUGGACGUCGACGAGCCACGUUCUUGUGGAGUCCAUUCUGCCGAAUCAAGGGUUGGCGUUGAAUACAAUCAAAUGUUCCGAUAGUUUGUUGGGUCAUCGACUUCGUCAAUCCAUCGGAUGUCUGACAUUUCACCCACAUCUUCUGCAGCUGGCCGUAGGCCCAAGCGAUGGAGCCGUGCGGAUCUUCAAGCUUCGAAGAAGUGUGUGAAAACGCAAUCAAAAUAUUGUCAAACUGUAAUAAUAAUCAUCAUCAUAUUAAUAAUGAAUAGUCGUGUGUAGACCUCGAGUUAUUGAUAGAUAUUGCGUGAAUUUGUGAUGUCAAGUGAACAAUAUACAUAACAAAGAGAG
Molecule: messenger RNA, 4328 nt
Organism: Tigriopus californicus
Lineage: Eukaryota; Metazoa; Arthropoda; Copepoda; Harpacticoida; Harpacticidae
Gene: raptor
Product: regulatory-associated protein of mTOR-like
Exons: 3
Coding region: 1-4188 (1395 amino acids)
Biological process (GO): regulation of autophagy; positive regulation of protein serine/threonine kinase activity; TORC1 signaling
Cellular component (GO): cytoplasm; TORC1 complex
Molecular function (GO): protein-macromolecule adaptor activity; protein binding
Source: RefSeq, a predicted model, not a curated record